Eruca vesicaria subsp. sativa (arugula) is the source of this 336-nucleotide messenger RNA. The record is from the annotation of a GenBank genome assembly. NCBI's taxonomy places the organism in Eukaryota, Viridiplantae, Streptophyta, Magnoliopsida, Brassicales, Brassicaceae.
AUGGCCACUACCACCUUCUCGUCUCGUGGUGUACAAACGAUGAACACCAUGCUCGUCAAGCCGAUGCUUAGGAAAUCGAUCCACAAGAAGAGCGCAUCGCACGACAUAGUGAGGGAGACGGUGAAGACAGAUGGAGCCGGCUGCGGGGCAGGAGAGGAGAUGAAGACGACGAGAGGUUUCUCCCUGGCUGGAGAGACGUCAUCGUCAGCGAGUAGUUGGGUCCCACAUGAAGGAACGGGAAUAUACUAUCCAAAGGGACAGGAGAAGGUGAUGCAAGAUGUGCCUCCUCCUCCAGCUGGCAGCCAAGUGGACGAGCUCGUUAAUUGGUUCUCUUGA